This is a messenger RNA of Arabidopsis thaliana (thale cress), 1003 nucleotides long. RefSeq names its product GroES-like family protein. Gene Ontology annotation, cellular component: chloroplast. The record is from RefSeq and is marked reviewed. The transcript is spliced from 7 exons. The coding region runs from base 191 to 607 and encodes 138 amino acids. Lineage: Eukaryota; Viridiplantae; Streptophyta; Magnoliopsida; Brassicales; Brassicaceae. Gene Ontology annotation, biological process: protein folding. Gene Ontology annotation, molecular function: protein folding chaperone; ATP binding.
UAUUCGGGCCAACAUAGUUAGGCCCAAACUAAAUCAAACAAAGCACACAAGGAAGGAAGCAUCAAGAGAAGUCUGUAGAAGAAAGGUUUGUCCAACAACACAGCAAGCACGAGCGAAUCUCCUCAACUUCCCCAACCUAAUAGCUCGCCGUGUCGUGACUACUCACCGAGUAGGAACCUAACCUUAUCCAAUGGCUUCGAGUUUCAUUACAGUACCUAAACCCUUCUUGUCCUUCCCCAUCAAAACCAAUGCUCCUACUCUACCUCAGCAGACCCUUCUCGGAAUUCGAAGAAAUUCCUUUAGAAUUAACGCCGUUUCCACCAAAUGGGAACCGGCAAAGGUUGUACCACAAGCAGACAGGGUCCUUGUCCGCCUUGAAGUGCUUCCUGAGAAAUCCUCAGGAGGAGUACUGUUGCCUAAAUCAGCUGUGAAAUUCGAGAGGUACCUAACAGGCGAGGUUGUCUCUGUUGGGUCUGAGGUUGGGGAAGUGGAACCUGGCAAGAAGGUUUUGUUCUCUGAUAUGAGCGCCUAUGAGGUUGAUUUUGGAACAGAAGAUGCUAAGCAUUGCUUUUGCAAAGAAAGCGACUUGUUAGCUAUCGUCCAGUGAAAAGUAGCAUCGAAGUUGUGCAUUCAAUGAUAUCAUCUACCAAAGAGUUUCUGGUUUUCUUGUAAUUUCAGUGACAGCAGCAUAUGUUCUGUUGUUUGAGUUUCAUGAAAGAGCUCAAAGUGGAGAUUGAUCGGAAACCGAAAUUGUUAAAGUCAACAAUGUUCUCUCAAACAGAAAUCGUUUUAUUUGCAAAUUUCUCAUAAGCCUUAUGUUCAUAGCUUAGCUGGUGAACAAGACCGAUCCCAUUCAAUUUUUUCAAGGAUUUGAUCUUUACUUGAUUUCUUAAAAACGAAUUAUUUUACCAGAGCGUAAAGGAGAUUCACGGACCCAUGGAGAUGAACCCCGUGGACCCUCUUCAUUUAAACUCUUUCGAGUUAUUAGACAACUUUUAUAAAG